Molecule: messenger RNA, 2514 nt
Organism: Klebsormidium nitens
Lineage: Eukaryota; Viridiplantae; Streptophyta; Klebsormidiophyceae; Klebsormidiales; Klebsormidiaceae
Source: the annotation of a GenBank genome assembly
UCGACACUCAAGUCUUGCUCUGUACUCGGGGAUUGCAGGGGCGCUAGGCAGAUGCCAGAGCUGCAGGCAAGCAAGGUCCAAGUUCCAAACAGGACCAAAAGUAGCCCAGGCACCUGGCAGAAGCCAUUUCGGAGAAGAAAGAAGCCGCAUCACAGAGGUAAAACUCGUGCUUUUCGGUUGAGGUUUGAGCGAGGCAAGAGGUUUCCGCAAACGAAAGCGGGCUCUGCAGUCUGCGACAGAUUCUGAACCCAGCGUACCGUGUUGUCAGAUCGUGAAGGGCAUUGCUCGCGUCAGUGGUUGCCAGCCUCUUGCAAGAGCUUGCAGAAGAGUGCUGCAAAGGAUUUUAGGAGACCAACAGUACGAGCUAGGGUAUUGUGCUGCAACUAGAGCAGAUGGCCAUCGUGCAGUGCCCCGUUUGCCGCAUUCAGCUGCAUGAGCCGCCUGGGGCCCCCUUCUUUACUUGCGUCUGCGGGACAGUUCUGCAAUCUUCCUCCGUACCCCCUCCCCCAGGACCGCCCCCCAGCCUCUCCAGCCCUCCCCGUCCCCCACCCCACAACCAUUCCAAUGGUGAAUUUUAUGCUCCCCCUCCUAACCGCCCGCCCAGCUCCGGGAGCCGCCCUCAGUCCGCUGCUUCCGACCCCCCCGACAUGAGCUCCCUCUCCCUGCACGAUCGGCGUCCUAGCAGCUCGUCUAGCAGCGGCUUUCCUCCGCAAUACCCUCCCCCUCCGCAGUUCCCACCCCCGCCCCCUCCUGGCCCGCAAUUCUACCAGUGCUCCACCUGCGGGGGUUUCCUUAACCUGCCAGAUAAUCUCCCAAGGGACAGGAAAGGGAACCGCUUGGUGCGCUGCGGCAGCUGUCAGUCAGUGAACCGGUUCCCUGAUCCAGAGCCAGAGACUCCAGGAAUUGCUCCCCCAUUGGUGCAAGAACCGGUCCCCCCCCCGCCAAAGCAGGAAGAGGUGGCCCCCCCACCGAAGCAGGAGUUCGCGCCCCCCUCAGGAAGGAGACCCUUCGCUUAUGAGCAGCAGGAAUAUGGCACGGGAGCAGCGGACGCGAGCACAAGCCCUUACUCAUGGGAGCAGCAUGACCAUCCCCCUCCUCCCCCCCCACCAAGCACCACCCCCCCAGGGCCUCCAUCCCCCUACCCCGAGCGCCGUACCCCUUCUCCAGGACAUCAGGGCUCGCCAAAUUUUGGAAGCGGCAGAUCCACCCCUGAACUCCAUUACCAGAGCAGUAUGCCUGCGCCAUACCAGCAGCCUGGAGCCAUGCAUUACCAGUACAGCAUGCCGCCCGCUUAUCAUGAGGCGGCUGUGCAGCCCGGAGCGUACCCUGGCGGGGUCGGCCCGCCAGGCGUCGGCGGCCCUGCUCCGUUCGCACCCCAGGAAAAGAAGAAGAAGAAGAGCUUCCUGAACAAGCUCAGGAGGCAGUUCGAGGAGGAGGAUGAGUUUGAGCUGGACGUCAAGGUGAACGGCUUCCCCGUCCCCGACUCCCAAGUCAAGAAGGCGGAGCCUCGGUCGGGGCCCCUACAACCAGGCGACUACUGGUACGAUGUUCGGGUCGGAUUCUGGGGAAUCAUGGACGGGCCUUGCUUGGGUAUAAUACCGGCUGGCAUUCACGAGCUGGUACGAAACAAGAAGUCGGAGGCGGAUGGCGGCCCCGAAAUAAACGAGUUGCAGCGGCACUUCUCAGGGGGCACUACGGGUGUGAUCAUCAACGGCCGAGAACUCGCGCCCCGCGAUCUGACGGUGCUCAAGAGCCGUGGCGUGUCAGAUGAGCCGCGUGCCUAUUGGCUGGACAUAACUGGACAGCUGACAGACGCGGUGACCAAUCAGCCCAUCAUGCAGCUGGGCCACCUCGCGCCCAGCUUGGCGCAGGGCCAACCGGGGCUCGGCAUGCGCAUCCCAGACGAAGAGCUUCGGCGCCGCAAGCUCGAGGAGGUGCGCAAAGCCAUGCAGGAGGCGGAGAAGCGGAAGCCUAUCGUGGCCAGGGUCAGCUAGGGCUGGGGCAAGUGUCGGGCUUGAGCAUGGAUGCAUAUCUGGAAAUGGCUAUUUGUAUGUCCGUUUCUUUCGGGUUGUGGGCCGGAAACACAAGUGAGGGAGGUGCAUCUCGCUAUUAGAAGUCUGGCACUGAUACUGCUCGUACGAGGCUGGGUUUCUGAAAAGUCUUCAGGCACCGUCGAACAUGUAAUACCACAGAUCAGACGGGUCCUCCCCAGUCUCACGCACACGACUCUGUGUUAGCUUGCACGCUAUUCUUGGUCUUUAUCGUCGAUCGGACGGACAUCUACUGUAAAAUCCACGCAGGAAUAGGCAGCUAUACGUUGAAAUGCAAAAAGAUUGGACUCCUCGAGCCUGCAACAUGGUAUACCCGGACCAUGCGACUUAGAAGCAUUUGCGAUAUGAAGUUUAGAUGACCGUGAUGCGCACGGGCUUUGUUUAGAUGAGAUGGUCUCAGUUCGUAGAAGAGCUUGUAUUUUGUUCUUAAGAGUGCCUGAAUGAUCCAAGAAUUGCAAGUACC